CAACAAGGCGUGGCAUCUCCAACCAGCGCCAAGCUGGCGAUACGGCUUAUCGCACGUGAUAUCUCACUCACCGCCCACGCGCCAUGCCCCUCUUGAAACAUCCCUCUUGUGCCUCCUCCCACUUAUUGUGACGUCUAUAGACUCUGAUCGUUGCUCUGUACUCACCAUGUCUGCUAAGGUCCCACGAAACUUCAGACUCCUGGAGGAACUCGACAAAGGAGAGAAGGGUCUGAGCGCAGAUGCCUGCUCCUACGGUCUCGCCGACGGCGAGGAUAUGAUGAUGAGCAACUGGAACGGUACCAUUCUCGGCCCGCCUCACAGCGUCCACGAAAACCGCAUAUACAGUGUGAACAUCCACUGCGGACCCGACUACCCCGAUAACCCUCCCACCAUCCAAUUCGUCUCUCGCGUCAACAUCCCCUGCGUUGACCCCAGCUCCGGCAAGGUGGACCCCACGAAGCUCCCUACUCUUGCUCAGUGGAAGCGCGACUUUACCAUGGAGACUGUCUUGAUUGAAUUGAGACGGUACAUGGCCUUGCCACAGCAUAAGAAAUUGCCGCAGCCCCCAGAAGGCUCGAAUUUCUGAUCCAACAUCUGUUUCAGAUGGUGCAGACAGAUUUACGAGUAUCAGGAUCGGCUUCCAUCUGAUUCACUGGCUUUUUCUAUCCUUCAAUGACCCUACUAGAGCGUGUACAGUCACUGCAUGAAUGCAUCAGGUUUCUUUGGAAAUCAGCUCUCGAUUCUUAUCUUAUGACUCGGUAUUUAUGGAGUGUUGUGUUUUAUGAGCCCCUACAUUGCGACAGGCGCUGUUUAAGUUACGAAUAAACAAUGAUCUCCCUUUAUUCAUCGGCAGCUCCGGAGAGUAGGGUGGUUGAUCAAGAAAUAUUUACACGUAGGAUCAUUCACUGCCAAGAGUUACAUAGAGUAGUGGCGAGUGCGGUUCAUUCUGAGUGGCAAUGUGAUCAAGGUGGAGGAGAAGGAGACUAGUCUCGUCGCGUAAUCAAG
Messenger RNA from Penicillium canescens, 1005 nucleotides. RefSeq names its product E2 ubiquitin-conjugating protein MMS2. Gene Ontology annotation, biological process: protein K63-linked ubiquitination; DNA damage tolerance. Lineage: Eukaryota; Fungi; Ascomycota; Eurotiomycetes; Eurotiales; Aspergillaceae. The record is from RefSeq and is a predicted model, not a curated record. Gene Ontology annotation, cellular component: nucleus. The transcript is spliced from 5 exons. The coding region runs from base 167 to 586 and encodes 139 amino acids.